AGCCCAGGCGCCACGACCCGGACAGGGGGUUCGACAGGCUCCGCAGAGCUGCCGGCGGGGACCGGACAGAGACAAUGCGGCGGAUCCUUUCGCUGCCGAAGAGUGGCGUGGCUGACAGAGACGAGAAGAACAGACUGUACAACGAACAGAGUUCUGGUGACUCAUGGCUUUCAAUAGAUGAUGAACUCUUUGAAUAGUACCAAGACUACCUUUGAGAAUGUUCCACAGAAAUAUGAUAGUCGCUUAACUGGAGCUGAUGGUCAAAGAGGAAAAAUUACAAUAAAGGAACAAGAAGAUUCUCUUGAGCAAUAUCAUCACUUGAAGCCUAAGAUUGAAAUGAAAGAGUAUGUUUCGAACCAGGCAGUCGGAAUGAAAGAUGUACAAGCAUGCACAUCAGCUUUUUCAGAUUUGGAUUUUAAUAGUUUGACCUUCAGUAAUGAAAUUCAUGAAAGAUCUGAGAAUUUGAAAGUUGGUGGUCUACGUCCAUUUGUAUCUCCACCAAUGACCAACACUGUGUUGGGAUCCACAGACUUGGGACAGAUGAACUUAAUAGAUCAAGAAAAGAUGACCACUGCAGGUGCGUUUCUAUUUUGGAAUCACACUCUCCGUGACCUGUGUUGAGUUACAGCUACUAGAAAACAAAGAGAGCAAAGAAGGUAAUAAAGAAGCAUGGAGAAUUCAGUCCCAGCAUAGCUGUGCUUGGCUUCAUAAUACCAUAGUUGUGACUUUCAAAGAAUCAUUUUGUGGCAAAGUGUGUAUUGUGUUUACACCCCCCUUAUAUAAGCUAUAACCAAACAGAGGACCUAUCAGCAGGGCAUUUGUGUUCUUUAACCAAAGCAACAUAAAAAUAACAAAGAGAAUGAGAAGGAUGAGUAAUUUUGCUUAGGCUAGUAUUUAACAUAAACUUGAAUGUGAGUCCAAGGAUUACAUGUAGAACUUUGGGACUGGGGGGGAAAUGUAGGCAAGGAUGUAAAGAUUGCCUGCUCAAACACAAUGUGGUUUCUUUGCUUUAUUUUCAUAGCUCUGAAUUUGUAUCAGUUGUAACUACAUAAAAUGUUGCCCCUAAAGCACCUUCCAAACCCCAAAAUUAAGUUAUUUUUAGCAACUUCUGUGACUUUAUGUAGUAUAGAAUUGUCUUUCCCAGUAUGAAUGGGUAUCCUUGAGAAUUUGCUAGAUGGUGUCUUUUCGGCUGUGUUCACACAGUUUAUCACCUUGUUUUAAUGAAUAACAAUUUACUAGGAAUACUAGUUUGAAGGAAGGUGGUGUCAUUAAAAAGAACGUGAAAAUACAUUUUAAUUUUACUAGGACACAUAAUCUGUUGAAUAACUGCAUCUAAUAUGUGUUCUACUUUAUGUCCCGGUUAAAUUCAUUGUCUUUAAUCAGGUAUACGAUCAGAUCUAUAUAGUAAUAAAUCAUAAAAUAUUUUUGCACCCCAAUAAUUUCAUUUCCUUUUUUACAUGGCAAAACCCAGUCUCUAGAAAAAAUACAAAAUUAGCCGAGCAUGGCAGCACAUGCGUGUGGUCCCAGAUACUCAGAGGCUGAGGUGGGAGAAUCUCUAGAGUCCGGGAGGCAGAGGUUGUAGUUAGCUGAGAUCGCACCACUGUGCUCCAGCCUGGGGCUACUGAGCAAGACCUUGUCUCAAAAAAAUGACACAAAAGAAAAGAUGAUUUGAAAGAUUGUCCCAUACAGUUUAGGACAAAAGGGAUAGACAUGCAUAGAAAGAAUGUACAUUUCAGGUGGUAAAGAUACACUAGGAAAAUCAAUGCAGUACUAAGGCAGCCCCAAGGAAAGUGACGCCUGUUUAUCUGAGGAAAGAUAGCAAGAAUCAAGGAAUACUUCACACAGCAAUGUGAGUGAUGAAAAAGAAAUGGUUAGAAUAGUAGAGGAAAACAUUUCUGAUAUCGAGAACAGGAUGUACACUGGUAAAGUAUAAACAGUUACAGUAAUUCUGGAAAUCAUUGAUCAUAGGCAUAAUGUGUUGUUAAGAAUGGCACUACUGGACCAGGCGUGGUGGCUCACGCCUGUAAUCCCAGCAUUUUGGGAUGCUGAGGCAGGCAGAUCACCUGAGGUCAGGAGUUCAAGAUCAGCCUGGUUAACAUGGUGAAACCCCAUCUCUACUAAAAAUACAAAAUUUAGCGGCUUGAGCCACCUCACCCAGCUGAAAAUUUUUUUAAGACAGGCUGUCACUGUGUCACCCACACUGGAGUUUGAGUGAAUGCAAUCUUAAUGGCCACAAUCAAUAUUCUUUUUUAGGUCACAGUCAAAAUACUUUAUUGAUAAAGACCUCUCAUGUUUAUCUCAAAAGAAGCUUUAAGGAUUGUCUAGGAAUCACCAUAUGCUAUUUAGGUUCUAUGUCUCAAAAAAAGAAAAUGCUGAAAUAAUGUAGAACAUUUAAAUUCACUAUUACUAAUUACACAGUUUUCUGUGAUUGGAAAUGGUCAUCAAGCCAAAGG
Molecule: messenger RNA, 2453 nt
Organism: Pongo pygmaeus (Bornean orangutan)
Lineage: Eukaryota; Metazoa; Chordata; Mammalia; Primates; Hominidae
Product: ankyrin repeat domain-containing protein 26-like
Exons: 6
Coding region: 178-621 (147 amino acids)
Source: RefSeq, a predicted model, not a curated record